This is a messenger RNA of Gallus gallus (chicken), 1397 nucleotides long. RefSeq names its product olfactory receptor 52R1-like. The transcript has a single exon. Bases 196 to 1188 code for a protein of 330 amino acids. The record is from RefSeq and is a predicted model, not a curated record. Gene Ontology annotation, cellular component: membrane. NCBI's taxonomy places the organism in Eukaryota, Metazoa, Chordata, Aves, Galliformes, Phasianidae. Gene Ontology annotation, biological process: G protein-coupled receptor signaling pathway. Gene Ontology annotation, molecular function: G protein-coupled receptor activity; olfactory receptor activity.
CAGGACACUUGUGGGAAAAGUGCUCUCCUGAACCAGUGCAAGCAGCUGCCCCAGGGCUGGCUCUCCUGAACUUCUAAAACCACCACAUCUCCCUGCAGUCUGUGUUUGCUGCUGACCACAGCAUCUGGAGGGUGUUGGAUGCUUUGUUACAGGAUGAGAGAGCACUCAGGGUAAGCAAGAGACAAGAAGGGCUUCAUGACUUCUGUGAACUCCACUGGCCCCUCCCACCCCCCCACCUUCCUCCUGGUUGGCAUUCCUGGGCUGGAGAAGGAGCAGUUCUGGAUUGCCUUCCCCUUCUGCAUCAUGUACGCCAUAGCUGUGCUGGGGAACAUCAUCCUUCUCAUCAUCAUCAAGACAGAGUCAAGCCUGCGUGAGCCCAUGUACCUCUUCCUGGCCAUGCUGGCCUUCACUGACCUGGUCCUCUCUACAUCCAUGCUGCCCAAAAUGCUCGCCAUCUUCUGGUGGGGCUCCAGGGAGAUUGGCUUUGUUUCCUGCCUUGUUCAGUUGUUCUUUGUCCACAACUUUACAGCAGUGGAGUCUGGUGUGCUCAUGGCCAUGGCCUUGGAUCGCUAUUUUGCCAUUUGCCAUCCCCUGCGGCACUCCACCAUCCUCUCCAUGCCGGUGGUGGCAGCUCUCGGGAGCCUGGUGUUGCUGCGUGGAGUUCUCCUGGUGAGUCCCAUGUGCUUCCUUCUCCAUAAGAAGGCCUUCUGCCAGCAUCGUGUCAUCUCCCAUUCCUACUGUGAACACAUGGCCGUGGUGAAGCUGGUAUGCGAGGACACCAGCAGCAAUGCUGCUUAUGGCCUCUUUGUGGCUUUGUCAGUAAUAGGAGUUGACCUUACUGUGAUCACUGUGUCCUACACUAUGAUCCUGCGGGAGGUACUGAAGCUGUCAGCCUCGGACACGCAGCUCAAGGCCUUUAACACAUGUGCAUCCCACAUCUGUGUCCUCCUUACAUUUUAUGUCUCUGGCCUCUUCACAUUCCUUGCCCACCGGUUUGGGCACAGCAUCCCUCAGCACAUCCAUAUAUUGGUGGCCAACCUCUACAUGCUGGUGCCCUCCAUGUUAAACCCUAUCAUUUAUGGGCUGAGAACCAGGCAACUCAUGAACAAGUUAGCUGUUCUAUUCCAGCAGAGAGGAAUCUGUCCCAUGUCUAUGGGUCAUCAAAUGGUUCUCAUUAACUACUUAUGACUUUCAUAUACUUGAACAGUUAAUGUUACUUUUUGUUCCAGGAAAUACCCUUCCUGAAGUCAUGGAGUACAUGGUGAACAUUCUUGAUUUUCUUUUCCUUUCCCUGUGUAAUUAAAGAUGGCAGAAAGACUUUCCGUCUGGCCUUUACACUGUUUGGAGACGGAGGAGUCACAUAUCCCAGGACUGUCUAUGAUAAAAUACUUCCAGUA